Molecule: messenger RNA, 1213 nt
Organism: Limulus polyphemus (Atlantic horseshoe crab)
Lineage: Eukaryota; Metazoa; Arthropoda; Merostomata; Xiphosura; Limulidae
Product: protein KIAA0556-like
Exons: 9
Source: RefSeq, a predicted model, not a curated record
GAAAAAGCUUUCAUAUAGUGAUGAUUUUAAUACUUCAGAUGAAGACUUUAAGAGAGAUUUAUCUAAAAGAAGGCAACGAACACUAUACUUGAAAUCGUAGGAAAGCUUCUAUCAGCAGCGUGUGAAAUGAAAGCAUCUUCUUUAACUUCUUCUUCAGAAAACACCUAUAGUGAUACCUCUUUUUCGAGCCCAGAGAAUGAAGAAGGACUUUUAUCCCAAGAAAAUCAGGAUUUAGGAAAUCAAGAAUGUAAAUCCUCAGAGGGAAAUAUUACACGGGUUCAUUUGGAACUAUUUGGUAACUGGGGACAUCCAGACAAGAUUGGCCUGACUGAAGUUCAGUUUUAUGAUUCUUCAGGAACGUUGUUAAGUUUAAAACCAGUAGAUGUUAGUAUAGAAGGAGUUGAAGAUGUAUCGAUGGGAGUUGAAAAUCUGGUGAAUGGAAAAACAAAAACUGUCAAAGAACGUCAUAUGUGGAGUUGUAAUUUCCAUGAAGGAGAAACUGUUACAAUUAAGUUCAAUGUACCCACAUCAAUAGAUGAACAAAUAGAUUCUUCUGUCUGCAAGCUAUCCUCCAUGAAGAUCUGGAACUUCAACAAGAGCGUAAAGGAUCUUUGUCUUGGUGUACGAUUGGCAAAGAUCAUGGUGGAAGAAAUGGUAGUAUUUGAUGGAGAGUUGCAGAAAGCCUGUGGAAAUCAAGUAUUUGAUUAUGGCCAAGUGAUACCAUUAAAUCUUGACCAUUUGCCUCAUCCAAAAAUGUCAAAAUGCUCUGAAAUGCCACUGAAAAAUGCCACCCUUCUGUUGUCCUCUGAUGUGAGUAACCCAUCCAUGAAACAAUCUUUGUUAGAAGGUAACAGUGAAGAAGGACUAGAAAAGUCAGAAGAGGAUGAUAGUGUAUUCAGAAAUUCUACUAUUGCAGAAUGGCCAGAUUCCUCUCACAGAAGUAAGACCUAUGUUAGCAGUUAUACAUAUUCAAGUGCAAGUCCUGGUUUGAAGAUGUCAACAUACAGAGCAAGUGGCAGAAAUUUUAGUUCCAUACCUGAGCAAGUUUUCAAAAGAAAAGGCUCAAUAGAACGUGUAAAGAAUGUUAUUCGCCCGAUGAGUGAUAGGUCAGAAAGGAAACCAAAGUGGCUGGAUACUAAACCAAUAUGUGAAAAGACUGAAAAUGUUUCCACUGAGAAGCCCAGCUGGUUACAAGUUUCAAACUUUAAUGAUG